Messenger RNA from Cicer arietinum (chickpea), 1698 nucleotides. RefSeq names its product proline transporter 2-like. NCBI's taxonomy places the organism in Eukaryota, Viridiplantae, Streptophyta, Magnoliopsida, Fabales, Fabaceae. The record is from RefSeq and is a predicted model, not a curated record.
GGCACUAAUUAGUCUUUCCAUGUUUAUUUGAGUUUGACAUUGACUUCCACGUUUCGUGCUCCAACCUUUAAGAUAUUUGAGGACCAAAACCUUUGUCAUUUUCAAUUGAAUUAAGGUUUCACUAUGGAAGUAGAAGGAAAAGCAAGCAAUGACAACUCUCUCACUCUGAACCUCGAACAUGGUCAAGACAAGAUUACUCCGAAUGAUUCUUAUGGCCUUUCUUCUGCUCAUACUAUCGACAGUGAUUCGUGGCAACAAGUGGGGUUGAUGCUUGUGACAAGCUUCAACUGUGGGUGGAUAUUAACUUUUUCUAAUUUGGUCAUGAUUCCAUUGGGUUGGACUUGGGGUGCUAUAUUGCUUCUUGUUUUUGGACUCUACACAGCCUAUGCCAAUUGGCUAUUGGCAGAGUUUCAUUUCAUUGAUGGUCGUAGAUUCAUCAGAUACAGAGAUCUCAUGGGAUUUGUUUAUGGAAAGAAGAUGUAUCACAUAACAUGGAUUUCUCAAUUUUUGACCCUUCUACUUGGAAACAUGGGUUUCAUUCUCCUCGGAGGCAAGGCACUUAAGGAAAUCAACUCAGAAUUUAGUGAUUCUCCAUUGAGACUACAAUACUACAUAGUGGCGACAGGAGUAGCAUAUCUCAUGUUUUCCUUCUUCAUCCCAACAAUGUCUGCGAUGAAAAAUUGGUUAGGAGCUUCUGCAGUUGUUACAAUCGCAUACAUAGUAUUUCUUCUGAUUGUUGUAGUCAAAGAUGGAAAAUCAAAUACAAACAAGGAUUUCAGCGUUAGUGGAAGCAAAGUGGGGAAGGUGUUCAAUGGUUUUGGUGCAAUUUCUGCCAUCAUUGUUACCAACACUAGUGGCUUGCUUCCUGAGAUACAGUCCACUCUACGUAAGCCAGCUGUGAAGAACAUGAGGAAGGCUCUGUACUCACAAUACACAGUGGGAGUGUUGUUUUACUAUGGUGUUACUAUACUAGGAUAUUGGGCUUAUGGCUCAAUGGUAUCUUCGUAUCUUCCUGAAAACUUAAGUGGACCUAGAUGGAUCAAUGUGCUUGUUAAUAUCAUUGUCUUUCUGCAGUCCAUAGUUUCCCAACAUAUGUUUGUGGCACCAAUUCAUGAGGCUUUGGACACAAAAUUUCUAGAAAUUGGCAAGGCUAUGCAUUCAGGGGAUAAUUUGAUACGCUUAUUUCUCAUAAGAGUGUGCUUCUUUACAGGGAAUACAUUCAUUGCUGCUGCAUUUCCUUUUAUGGGUGACUUUGUUAAUUUGUUGGGCUCAUUUUCCCUCGUUCCCCUCACCUUCAUGUUUCCAAGCAUGCUCUUCAUCAAGGUGAAGGGAAAGACAGCUAGAGCAGAGAAGAAGGCAUGGCACUGGAUCAACAUUGUUUUUUCUUCUCUACUUACAGUAGCAACCACAAUUUCAGCUGUUAGGUUGAUAAUCAACAACAUCCAAAAAUAUCACUUCUUUGCCAAUGCAUGAUUGCUCAUUUCAAUAACUAUAUGCCUUAGUUUCAGUAAGAAAUAAAAUUGAGCUUACAUAUGUAUUUUGUAGAAAAUCAAUAUAAAAUUGAAUAAUGUAUAUUCACCGUAUCAUUGUGGUUAAGUCCUCCAAAGGGAAACUGAUAAAAAUUAACAUUAUCAAUGUCAUCAUCUUUCUCAUUACAAUGAGGAAACAAGGUAUUAAUCAACACACCUCUUUUGGUUA